Micropterus dolomieu (smallmouth bass) is the source of this 1403-nucleotide messenger RNA. RefSeq names its product solute carrier family 30 member 2 (gene slc30a2). Bases 293 to 1357 code for a protein of 354 amino acids. Gene Ontology annotation, molecular function: zinc ion transmembrane transporter activity. The transcript is spliced from 9 exons. Gene Ontology annotation, biological process: zinc ion transmembrane transport; response to zinc ion. The record is from RefSeq and is a predicted model, not a curated record. Gene Ontology annotation, cellular component: plasma membrane. Lineage: Eukaryota; Metazoa; Chordata; Actinopteri; Centrarchiformes; Centrarchidae.
AGUCUGCCCUGCUUGCUUCACCUCACAACACCUCCUGGGUUAAAGACCACAACAGCAAUCCUUCAGGACAACAAUCCAGGGAACUGGGCCAGAACUACAUACUGCCUGGCAAGGAGUGAGGUCUCUGCUGUCGGUGUGGUUGAGGGGGAGGAAGGGGGAACUUGCCAACCCUCCCCAGGAAAUCACACCACUGCCCUGGACACUGCACGGCACAGAGUGGGGCCACCAUUCACAUGACUCCUUUCCAGACUCCAAAGAGCAAUAUCCCGAGUUUCCUUUCAAGAAUGGUGGCAUGGCGGGUGCCAUCGAGCUGAAACGACCCGUUGGUGCCCACUGCCACGGUGCCAAAGCCUUGGUGUGUGAGGACAGCGUAGACAAGCUGCUGGCCAAGAAGAAACUCUACAUCGCUUCAGUUGUCUGCCUUGUCUUCAUGAUUGGCGAGGUCAUAGGAGGCUACCUGGCCCACAGCCUGGCCAUCAUGACUGAUGCAGCCCACCUCCUGACAGAUUUCGGCAGUAUGAUGGUGAGCCUGUUCUCCCUGUGGAUCUCCUCCAGAAAGCCCACCAAAACCAUGAACUUUGGUUGGCACAGAUCAGAGAUCCUCGGGGCGUUCAUCUCGGUCAUUUCCAUCUGGAUUGUUACGGGGGCUCUGGUCUAUUUAGCCAUCGAGAGGAUUGUACAGAACGACUAUGAGAUUGACGGACAUGUAAUGUUAGUCACCUCCGGGUGUGCCGUCAUCGUCAAUAUAAUCAUGGCCUACAUCCUCCAUCAUUCGACCACCUUUCACGCCCACGGCAGCGGUUAUCACCACAUUGACGAGGACGGUCAGAGUCCCGUCGCUCACGGUCAUUCCCACUCGCUCCUCGGUGGCCACGGCAAUGCAAGCGUCCGUGCUGCCUUCAUCCACGUGGUCGGAGACCUGCUGCAGAGUGUCGGAGUCAUGGUGGCAGCGAUCAUCAUCUACUUUCGGCCUGAAUAUAAAGUUGCAGAUCCCAUCUGUACAUUUCUGUUCUCUGUCUUUGUCCUCUGCACCACCUUCACCAUCCUCAGAGAUGUCUUUAGGAUACUCAUGGAAGGGUCUCCUAAAGGAAUAGAGUUUAACUCUGUGAAGGAGGUGCUGCUGUCUGUGAAGGCUGUGAAGUCGAUGCACUGUCUGCACCUCUGGGCUCUGACUCUGGGCCAGGCACUGGUCACUGUUCACCUGGCCAUAGAGGAGGGUGCAGAUGCUCAGUCUGUGCUGCGGGAGGCUACUGAUCUGCUCCACACCAAGUUUGGUUUCUACAGCAUCACCAUCCAGGUAGAGCUCUACUCUGAAGACAUGAGCCACUGCUCCCACUGCCAGGACCCCAGUGACUGACGCUGAUACUGGAACGGACAAGACUGGACCCAACAGGACAUGGAAC